ACCGCCGCCAACGCGUGGAAGCGCUUAUCUUCCUUUUUUUUAUACUUUUCUACUUUUAUACUUCACCGUCGUCGUCGGCUUGAGCAGUUCUCGAAGCGCUGCGAGCGGCGAAGAGGAAGGCUGUUCGAGACGAGAAAACCGCAGAAUUCCAUCGAGAAAGGCAACAGCUCGUCAUGCUGAGCUAGGGCAACGCACCUCCAAGAAAGCAACUACGGAACCUUUUUGUAAAAAACCAAAAAAAUAGUGAUAAACCCCACCAGCAACAUGCACAUCGAAGUGCAAGUAGCACUCAACUUCGUCAUUUCGUACCUGUACAACAAGCUGCCGAGGCGGCGCGUCAACAUCUUCGGCGAGGAGCUGGAGAAGGCCCUGAAGGAGAAGUUCGAGGGCCACUGGUACCCGGACAAGCCGUUCAAGGGCUCGGCGUUCCGGUGCCUCAAGACGGGGGACCCCGUGGACCCGGUGCUGCAGCGCGCCGCCAGGGAGGCGGGCGUGCCCGUGCACGACGUGCUCGACAACCUGCCGCAGGAGCUCGCCGUCUGGGUGGACCCCGGAGAGGUGAGCUACCGGAUCGGCGAGAAGGGCGCGGUGAAACUGCUGCUGAGCGAGUCGGGGGCGGGCGCGGGCGGCGCCGGCGGCGAGGGCUCGCCGGCGGCGGGCGGCAGCGGGGGCGGCAGCGGGGGCGGCCCGGCGGCGGCGUCGGCCGAGGACCGCGAGGUGACGCGCACCUUCAACCCGGAGGCGCAGUGCUUCCGGCCGGUGGAGGCGGAGCCGCACGCCGGCUCGGCGUCGCCGCAGCCCGCGGCCAGCCCAGCCGGGUCGCCGUCGCCCGUGGCCGCCUCCUUCCUGGCGAGGCCGCCGCCGCCGCUCACCUUCACCACCGCCACCUUCGCGCAGACCAAGUUCGGGAGCACCAAGCUCAAGACCUCCAGCAAGAGGGCCAACAGGAUGUCGCCGACGGAGUUCAGCAACUACAUCAAGCAGCGGGCGAUGCAGCAGCAGCAGCAGCAGCAGCUGCAGUCGCCGCGGCCGCUGUCGCCGGCUGACUACUUCCUGCAGGGCUACCAGCAGGCGCACGGGUCGCACUUCCCCUACCACGAGCUGUACCACGCGCCCCCGCCGCCACCCCCGCACCACCACCAGCUGUUUGGAGGCGCCGGCGCCGGCGCGGGGGCGGGCGCGGGCGCGGCGGCGGCCUCCUCCCCCGACGGUCCGCCGCCCCCGUCUGCCAAGCAGCUGCUGCCGCCCCCGCCGCCCCCGCACCACUACCAGGCGCACAGCCCGUACCAGCACCUGCUCGUAGCCAACUAGGCCCGCCCUCCAGCAGCAGCCGGCUUGAUCAUCUUCUAGUCGCAGGGUGGCGAGCACACCCUUUACCUUGGAUUACGAUUCGGGUCGCUCUAGAACCAACACCGUCUAAAAAAGAAAAAAAAAACUGAGACACACACACACACCAUAAUAUAUAUACAUACAUGAUGAUAUAUUUUUCCUUCCUUGGUUGGUUUGCCAAGCCACUGUUAUGUUGUAAAACUAGAAAGUAAUAUUUUAUAAUAUAUCUAUAUUUUUUACCCAUUUUUCUACAUUGUAACGAUAUGUUGAUCUUCACACCAAGGGGCGUGGCGCGUGGAGUGCGUCGCUGAGCGAUUGCGUCCCUGCGCUGCACGCCCCCGUGUUUCGAUUACGACAGACAGAGCAGCUUCGAUGUUGUUUGAAAACGAAAAAAAAAAAUGAAAAAAAAGUUCUGGUGGGCGUGUGCGACGAGCUCGCCUUCCACAUGUAAAUAGAAACUGCGAGAGUGAAAGAAAACAAAAGAAGAAAACCAAGAAUGGAGAUAAAAAAAGAUCACCGGUGAUUCAAGCUUUUUAUUUUGUUACUACGUUCGGAGGAGCUGAAAGAUUCAAAUAUUUUUCAAGUUUUUUGUACCGUGCCCUCGGAUCAGUAUUGUAGCCCGCUGCGCUAGCCGCCGCGGGCGCCAUUCGACUUUCUACGCUAGAUCUUCAUGUAUAGAGAUUAGUCAUAGCUACACAUAUUGUUUUGAUUUGUUCCUUUAUUUUUUCACUGAUUAUAUAUAUAUACAUAAGAGAUAUAUAUAUAUAUAUAUAUACAUAAAAUAGAUUUGCUAUAGCUAUUGUUUUUAUUUGUUUUUAUAUUGAAAUAUAUUUUGUUUAAUACUGA
This is a messenger RNA of Schistocerca cancellata (South American locust), 2175 nucleotides long. RefSeq names its product protein Tob1-like. Gene Ontology annotation, molecular function: transcription corepressor activity. The record is from RefSeq and is a predicted model, not a curated record. The transcript has 5 exons. Gene Ontology annotation, cellular component: cytoplasm; nucleus. The coding region runs from base 265 to 1311 and encodes 348 amino acids. Lineage: Eukaryota; Metazoa; Arthropoda; Insecta; Orthoptera; Acrididae. Gene Ontology annotation, biological process: regulation of gene expression.